Molecule: messenger RNA, 962 nt
Organism: Drosophila eugracilis
Lineage: Eukaryota; Metazoa; Arthropoda; Insecta; Diptera; Drosophilidae
Exons: 1
Coding region: 38-832 (264 amino acids)
Source: RefSeq, a predicted model, not a curated record
UUCACACUUUCCAUCCGAAACUCGGAAAAUCGGCUCAAUGGGUAGCAAGGGCAAGGCGGGUCUGGACUUCUCAACCAAGGUGGUGCUGAUCACGGGAGCAGCUUCCGGAAUCGGGGCCGCCACGGCAGAAAUGUUCUCUAAGCUGGGUGCCUGCUUGGCGCUGGUUGAUCGGGAGGAGGAGAAUCUCUUGUGUGUAAUGAAAAAGUGCAUGAAGUCAGGCCACGAGCCAUACGGCAUAGCCGGUGAUCUGCUCAAGCCGCCGGAGAUCGAGUGUAUUGCAAGAAAGACCACAGAGCGCUUCGAAGGUAAACUGGAUGUUCUGGUAAAUGGAGCGGGUAUUAUGCCCACGGGCACGCUGCAGAACACGGAGCUGUCCUGCUUCACGCACGUAAUGGAGGCCAAUGUGAGGUCUGGUUUCUACCUGACCAAGUUAUUGCUUCCUCAGCUGCUAGAAUGCAAGGGCAGUAUCGUUAACGUGUCCGGCGUCAGUGGGUUACGCGCUUUUCCUGACUUGUUGGCAUAUAAUAUGUCCAAGGCGGCAGUGGACCAGUUCACCAGGUCCCUGGCACUGGAUCUUGGUCCACAUGGUGUCCGGGUGAAUGCAGUUAACCCGGGUGUGAUACGUACCAAUCUGCAAAAAGCCGGUGGCAUGGAUGAACAAAGCUAUGCCGAAUUUCUAGAGCAGUCCAAAAAGACCCAUGCUCUCUGUAGGAUUGGUGAGCCAAUAGAGGUGGCGUCUGCCAUUUGUUUCCUGGCCAGCGAACUAGCCAGCUUCGUGACCGGAGUCACGCUUCCUGUGGACGGUGGCAAACAAGUUAUGUGUCCGCGCUAAUCUCUACAAAGGAAAUCAAUCCGAUUGGGUCCAUCUGAGAGCCUCUUGCUUUUUAAUUUGUUGCCCACCGAUCAUUAUCAUAAAAAUUUAAAAUCUUUAGUAUUCAAUUGAAAAAUGAUUUCAUAGCAAA